Cyphellophora europaea CBS 101466 is the source of this 870-nucleotide messenger RNA. RefSeq lists its product as uncharacterized. The transcript is spliced from 2 exons. Bases 1 to 870 code for a protein of 289 amino acids. The record is from RefSeq and is a predicted model, not a curated record. Lineage: Eukaryota; Fungi; Ascomycota; Eurotiomycetes; Chaetothyriales; Cyphellophoraceae.
AUGGCCUCGGAGGACAGAAUCAAGGGCACUCGCGUGACAGGCGUGAUCCUUCGGAAGUGGGACGGCAACGCCAAUGCUGCCGGAUCACAAUCCACCUUCACCAAGUGCCAACAUCUGGAGCUUCUGACUCCGAAGAACUCGCGAAUCUUGAUCUCGCUCCGAUCUCUGAACCUCAAUUACCACCUGCGACUCGGGGACAGGAUCUCGCUCCACAUCCCAGCUUUGCGCCCUCUAUAUCAGCUCCCAUCUAUCCCUGACGAUGUCCUUGCCACCACCGCAUCGCGGACUGGUGCCGCCUGCUUUCCUGAGAAAGAUGGAAACCCAGCCUUCCAGGUCGUCACACCGUACAAUGUCAUCGUGCCUAACGAGAUAAUGGUAAAAUAUCAAGAGCAAAGGCGAGGAAUUCGACCGCAGAUGACCUUCAAACUUCUUGCAGAUCAGAUCGUACUUCAACAAGCCGGCACUCAUCUGAUGUAUUUGUCUGGCAUCCUCACGAAAAUCCGCCUCGUCGACACCUGGCAGAGGCAGCAGCUGUAUUGCAUGCCAUGCGAGUGCGGGAAUGUUGUCUUUGCCAACACCCUGAUACAUUCCUGUACUGCAUGUCAAGCUGGCAAAGCAUUGGAGCUCAGACCCAAUCCCCAGAUCAUCGCGGGCAUCGCAGAUGAGACGGGUAGUCUUCACGCGGAGCACAACUUCCUUGUGGCAGACCAGGUGUGGGAAAAGCUACUUGGGGGUUCUCUGGCUGUCGUUGAUGAGCACUGGCUGCGCCAACGCGAGGAAGAGCUUUUGUACCACAGACUAACGUGGAUUUUCAUGUGGCUGGGCAGGUGGGGAGGUGGAAGACUCGUGCUGGUCGACGUGGUCAAUUGA